This is a messenger RNA of Pipistrellus kuhlii (Kuhl's pipistrelle), 3372 nucleotides long. It is a transcript of the gene STAT1, whose product is annotated as signal transducer and activator of transcription 1. The coding region runs from base 161 to 2413 and encodes 750 amino acids. NCBI's taxonomy places the organism in Eukaryota, Metazoa, Chordata, Mammalia, Chiroptera, Vespertilionidae. The transcript is spliced from 24 exons. Gene Ontology annotation, molecular function: DNA-binding transcription factor activity, RNA polymerase II-specific; RNA polymerase II cis-regulatory region sequence-specific DNA binding. Gene Ontology annotation, biological process: regulation of transcription by RNA polymerase II; regulation of cell population proliferation; response to peptide hormone. The record is from RefSeq and is a predicted model, not a curated record.
GCUCGGCACUGCCUUUUUUCCUCGCCGGCACUUUCGGUUUCCGGCGCCGAGUCCGCAGGGAGGUCCCACACCGCAGGCCCGGUGACACCUGUGAGACCCCAGGCCCAGCAGAGGCGGCCCGGGGCGCCUUCGUCCGUCCCCGCUCACCCGGCGCGCAGAGAUGUCCCAGUGGUACGAGCUGCAGCAGCUGGACGCCAAGUUCCUGGAGCAGGUGCACCAGCUCUACGAUGACAGCUUCCCCAUGGAGAUCCGCCAGUACCUGGCCCAGUGGCUGGAAAAGCAGGACUGGGAGCACGCUGCCAAUGACGUUUCGUUCGCCACCAUCCGUUUCCACGACCUGCUGUCGCAGCUGGACGAUCAGUACAGCCGCUUUUCCCUGGAGAACAACUUCCUGCUGCAGCACAACAUCAGGAAGAGCAAGCGCAACCUGCAGGAUAAUUUUCAGGAAGACCCAAUUCUGAUGUCAAUGAUCAUCUAUAACUGUCUGAAGGAGGAAAGAAAAAUUCUGGAAAAUGCACAGAGAUUCAAUCAGGCGCAGGCGGGAAGCGUUCCGGGCACGGUGAUGCUCGACAAGCAGAAGGAGCUGGAUGCCCGCGUCAAGGAUGUGAAGGAAAAGGUGAAUUGGAUAGAGCAUGAAAUCAAGACGCUGGAAGACUUACAAGAUGAAUAUGACUUUAAAUGCAAAACCUCGCAGAACAGAGAGCACGAAGCCAAUGGCGUGGCCAAGAGCGAUCAGAAACAAGAGCAGAUGUUACUGCAGAAGAUGUUCUUGAUGCUGGACAACAAGAGAAAGGAAGUCAUUCACAAAAUCAUCGAGGUGCUCAAUGCCACCGAGCUGACCCAGAAGGCCCUGAUCAACGACGAGCUGGUGGAGUGGAAGCGGAGGCAGCAGAGCGCCUGCAUUGGGGGCCCCCCCAACGCCUGCCUCGAUCAGCUGCAGAGCUGGUUCACUGUCGUCGCCGAGAGUCUGCAGCAGGUCCGCCAGCAGCUUAAAAAGCUCGAGGAGCUGGAGCAGAAGUACACCUACGACCACGACCCCAUCACCAAGAACAAGCAGGCCCUGUCGGACCGCACCUUCAGCCUCUUCCAGCAGCUCAUCCAGAGCUCCUUCGUGGUGGAGCGGCAGCCCUGCAUGCCCACGCACCCGCAGAGGCCGCUGGUCCUGAAGACGGGCGUGCAGUUCACCGUGAAGCUGAGAUUGUUGGUGAAAUUGCAAGAGCUGAAUUAUAACUUGAAAGUCAAAGUUCUGUUUGAUAAAGACGUGAACGAGAGAAACACAGUGAAAGGGUUCCGAAAGUUCAACAUCUUGGGCACACACACAAAGGUGAUGAACAUGGAGGAGUCCACCAACGGCAGCCUGGCUGCCGAGUUCCGGCACCUGCAACUGAAGGAGCAGAAGAACGCCGGCAACAGAACCAACGAGGGCCCCCUCAUCGUGACGGAGGAGCUGCACUCCCUCAGUUUCGAGACCCAGCUGUGCCAGCCGGGUUUGGUGAUUGACCUGGAGACGACCUCCCUGCCUGUCGUGGUGAUCUCCAACGUCAGCCAGCUCCCCAGCGGCUGGGCCUCCAUCCUGUGGUACAACAUGCUGGUGACGGAGCCCAGGAACCUGUCCUUCUUCCUGAACCCACCCUGUGCACGCUGGGCGCAGCUCUCGGAGGUGCUGAGCUGGCAGUUCUCCUCCGUCACCAAGAGAGGCCUCAACGGGGACCAGCUUGCCAUGCUGGGCGAGAAGCUGCUAGGCCCUGGCGCCGGCCCUGACGGCCUCAUCCCGUGGACGAGGUUCUGCAAGGAAAAUAUAAAUGAUAAAAAUUUUCCUUUCUGGCUUUGGAUUGAAAGCAUCCUUGAACUCAUCAAAAAGCACCUGCUCUCCCUCUGGAAUGAUGGGUGCAUCGUGGGCUUCAUCAGCAAGGAGCGCGAGCGGGCGCUGCUCAAGGACCAGCAGCCGGGCACCUUCCUGCUGCGCUUCAGCGAGAGCUGCCGCGAGGGCGCCAUCACCUUCACGUGGGUGGAGCGGGCGCAGAACGGAGGCGAGCCGAAUUUCCAUGCGGUGGAGCCCUACACGAAGAAAGAGCUCUCUGCGGUGACGUUCCCUGAUAUCAUUCGCAACUACAAGGUCAUGGCCGCUGAGAAUAUUCCAGAGAACCCCCUCAAGUACCUGUACCCCAACAUCGACAAAGACCAUGCCUUUGGGAAGUAUUACUCCAGGCCCAAGGAAGCAGCAGAGCCCAUGGAAGUCGACGGCCCCAAAGGGACGGGUUACAUCAAGACGGAGCUGAUUUCCGUGUCUGAAGUGCACCCUUCCCGACUGCAGACCACAGACAACCUGCUCCCCAUGUCUCCGGAGGAGUUUGACGAGGUGUCCCGGAUCGUGGGCCCCGUGGAAUUCGACAGCAUGAUGAAUGCUGUAUAGGCAGGCGCCUGCUCAUCUCCGCUGACACCCAUCCUUCGCACCUGCUGCUCCCUCCUGCUCUGUCCUUGGCGUCCUGCUUCUAGGGAAGGGAAGAAAGGCCACAGUGUGCGGCAGCCUAUUAGUGAGCAGAUUCCCCUAAUUCAGAAACACCUGUUCCCUGCAGGCUGCUGCGUCCAAUUAAAGGUAACGGAGAGGCCCUCCCCACGGAGCGAGCGGGGUUCAGGUGAAGGCAGUGAGGACUGCCAGGGUGAGAGUGGGAGGCGGAGACGCCAGCAGCACCCAGCAACUGCUCACCAGGGGAUUCUGCCGGAGAAUUCGUGUUUGUUUUCUCUGCCUGAAACAGGCUGGAAAUUUCCCCGGCUUCCCUAUGAAGCAUUCAAAGCUAUGUAUCUCUAGAAUCACACCACCUCCUGGCAGAGGGGCCACCCUGACCCUGGGCAGGGAAGAGCGGCCGUGUUCUGCAUUUUACUGUAACUCCCACACCAGCCACGUGCAGCCAAAGACAAAUGCUCUCUCUCGGGGGACUCGCUCUUCUGUCACGGUUCUGAUUCUGGCUAAUACCAGUCGAGACAGCACAUUUCCACACCCGGGAGUCGUGCUUUCUGUCCCAACAUGAGUGUCUACAGCUGAAGACACGGCCUCCAUCACCGCUGCCGUUAGCUCUGUCCGGGGAACAGCUGUUCCCAGACCCUGGUACUCUGUCCAAGGCUGAGAGUGAUCGCAGGUGUAGACGAACUCAGAAACUCAGUUCAUGUUCCUUCAAUGGGUCAGCUUCUCUCUAUUGUUACUCACUGGCAUUUAGUCUCCUAGUCAUUACAUUUUCAAGUUGAGAAAGAAAGAAUAGUAGCUGGCCAACCAUUAACCAGAGGUACUCCGAGAAAUCAAAUCACGUGAGCGCUCACCCUGUGUAACCGAUUGAGAAUGGCUUCUUUUCGCUGAUAAAGUGUUUCUCCGACAAA